Messenger RNA from Colletotrichum siamense, 2262 nucleotides. RefSeq names its product U1 snRNP-associated protein usp107 (gene usp107). The transcript has 4 exons. Gene Ontology annotation, cellular component: spliceosomal complex. The coding region runs from base 1 to 2262 and encodes 753 amino acids. The record is from RefSeq and is a predicted model, not a curated record. Gene Ontology annotation, biological process: mRNA processing. Lineage: Eukaryota; Fungi; Ascomycota; Sordariomycetes; Glomerellales; Glomerellaceae. Gene Ontology annotation, molecular function: mRNA binding.
AUGUCGUACAACCCGUACGGAGCAGGAAACCCUUACGGGCCUCCCCCGAGCUAUGGCGGCUUCCCGGGAUCCAAUGCCGCGCCUGGCAUGGCUCCUCCACCUGGUCUAGGCCCUCCGCCAGGCAUGUCUUCCGCUCCGGGAAUGGCACCACCUCCCGGUGUCCAGCAAUCCAACAACGCACAAGCUAACCGACAAAGCGGCCUGCCGCCUAACUUCCAAGCUCCCGCGAACCUCCCCAACAUCAACUUCAGCGCACCCGUCAUCCGUCUGGGAACCAUAGGCGCUAAGCCAGGUGCCCCUGAAUCGGGAAGGAAGGACAGCAAUACCCCAAGCGGUGGAAGACAAGGACUUGGUAUGGACCGUGGCUUUGACCAGUCAAGAGCCGCUGCUCGAGAGCACAUGCAAUCGCUCGUCCCUCCGACCAGCGAAGAGAAGUUGCGCACAUUAUUUGUUCACAAGAUUCCAGACGGAGUUGGUGGCGACGAAGGUAUCGAGAGAAUCUUGAAUGCUGUUGGCAAGCUCCGGAGAUGGGAUGCCGCAACAUCAGUUCUGUCUGAUGGAAAAGGCGCCAAAUUUGGCUUUGCUCAAUACGAAGACGCCGACUCCUUUUCGACGGCCGCCGAUCUUUUGCAGGACACCGAAGUUCCUCUCAAACGCCAGAGCCCAGCGGAAGCGCCAUCUGCAGAUGAUGACAAGUUCGAAGGAGUCGAAAUGGUAAAGCUCCAGGUUACGGUCGACCCUAACUCUCUGAAGUACAUCGAAUCCUACAAAGAGGGCAGAGGUGAUGAUGGCGGUGCCGAUUCAAGGACCCAGGCCGCGAAAGACGCCCUGCGGCACGUAAUUCGAGACCUCGUUUACCCAAAGACCGCAACGAACAUUGAUGGCGAAGGUGAUGUUGCUAUGGGCAACUCCGGUGAAAACGUCGAGGUUGUCAAUAUUCCUCUAGCUCAAGAUGACGAACUCGCAGACAUUCCCGCUGAGAUGCGGGAGGUUGUCGCCGCAGAGAUCGCUGCGUUCCGAGAGCGUAGCAACAAGCGGGACAUGGAGCGUCUGAAGCGCGAAGAGGAGAUGGAAGAGAUGGAACGAAACCGCAAUGGCCCUUCCCGUCCAUCCAGGCUGGACUCACCACCUCCAUCCAACUCGAAUAACAUUCCUGUUGGACCCCGUGGUGUCCCCAAUGCUCCUUCUGGCCCCAGGGGCCAGAAUGGCACCCGGACAACGUCUUUCGUCAACGGUGGCAUCUCCAACACCGAGUUCUCAAUUAACCGCGAGGACGAGGACACGGACGCUGAUGACGAAGAACUGUAUCAGCGAGAACUGUCUAAGCAAAAAUCCGAAGACGAAAAAAUGUAUCUCGAAGCCGAACGCAAGUGGGUCAACAGAGAGCGGUCUAGAGCUGCAGCUCUGGAGCGUGAAAAGGAGCGCGAGCUCCAAGAAGAGGAGAGCUUGGAGAGGCGGGUGCAGGAGCAACUCGAAAGAGAGAAAGCUUGGGAUGACGAGAGAGAAGCGUCUCGGAAGAACCAUCUUUACUACCGUGAUCAUGCUGCAUGGGUCAAAAAACGGCAGAUCGAGAGAGCCGACGAACAGGCAAGAGACGAGGCGGAUCGGAAAGCGGAGGAGGACGAGCAACGCAGAGAGGCUGCCGAUAUGGAGAAGGCGCGUGGUAUUGCCGACUCAUUCCUUGAUCAGCAGGCCCAGGAGAUGGAGCAACGCCAGCAAGCUACUGUUUCCGCUCCUGCGCCCUUCAAGUUGUCUCUUGGCGCUGCUGCUCAACGUUCUCAAGCCCAGCGUGCCGCACCGCAGCGGCGCACUGUUGCUGAAGUGGAAGGCCUCCUCGAUGAUGAAGAGCAAGACAGCACGGCCAAGAGGCAGCUGAUUCCCAUCCAGUUUGAACCCACUACUGCGGCGGAUAAGAUGACAGAGGAAGAGAUCAGCAAGGCGGUUCGUGCACUCGCACAGGAGAUCCCGUCCGAGAAGGAGGGAUUGUGGAAUUGGGCGGUGCAGUGGGAUUACUUGGACGAUGCGAUCAUCCGCGAGAAGCUUCGACCGUUUGUCGAGAAGAAGAUUGUCGAGUAUCUCGGCGUCCAGGAAGAGCUUUUGGUCGAGGUGGUGGAGGAGCAUCUACGGAAGCACGCCAAACCUUCAGAUCUGGUCGAAGAGCUUGUCCCAGCUUUGGAUGAUGAGGCGGAGGAUAUGGUCAAGAAGCUGUGGCGUAUGGUCAUCUUCUUCACGGAGAGCGAGAAACGGGGAUACCCAGCAUAG